Aspergillus pseudonomiae is the source of this 1031-nucleotide messenger RNA. Its product is annotated as LYR motif-containing protein. Gene Ontology annotation, cellular component: mitochondrion; L-cysteine desulfurase complex. The transcript is spliced from 5 exons. The record is from RefSeq and is a predicted model, not a curated record. The coding region runs from base 493 to 831 and encodes 112 amino acids. Lineage: Eukaryota; Fungi; Ascomycota; Eurotiomycetes; Eurotiales; Aspergillaceae. Gene Ontology annotation, biological process: iron-sulfur cluster assembly.
AGUCAUUCAUCACUUCUACCGUUUAUCGACCCCCCAUAUCAGGAAGUGACUCCUGAUUUACUCAUCUUCGUCUGGUGGUACGAGUGUACUCUCCAAGCCCUGAAUAGGAGCUAUCCGGCUUUCAUUUCCCGCGGAAAGUGUGACUUUCCUCUCAACGCCACCUCCGGUUGCGGUGUUCAUGGUGCUCAACACCUUGUGAAUAGCUUCUUGGAAUUGAUAUUAUCAUUUCGUUAUCGUUGCCUUGAUAAAUUCCUGGUUGAUCGUAUUGUGGUCAACAAUCGAAUUUAUCCCCUUUCCAAAACCCCGAGUGUUAAGCCUCCGGGUUAGCGGCUUGAGGCGCUAAAGCCGAAGACAAAUACGUCUUAGGAUCUACCGAACACUAUCCGAUUGAGCUUGCGAUCCUCGCUUCUGUGCUCGCUACUGUCGCUAUACGUACAGCUUAACUGUUGUGGUUUCUUCCCCUCCACUCUUAGCGCUUUCAAGCCAGUCAUCAUGUCUGUACCAGCAUUACAACGGGACACUGCCUUCCAGGUGCGAUCCUUGUUUCGCUCCUUGCUCCGUCAGUCGUCCCAGUUCUCCAAUUACAACUUCCGCGAGUACGCCCGUCGGCGGACGAGGGAUGCUUUCCGUGAACACCAACUUGAGACGGAGGAUAGAAGGAUACAAGAGUUGAUCCAGGAUGGUUUACAGAAUCUGCGCAUGAUGAAGAGGCAAACCGUCAUCAGUCAGUUCUAUCAAAUGGACAGGCUGGUUGUUGAAGGCCAGAAGACGGGCAAGCAAACUGGAAAAGAAGGGGAUAUUGUUCGUCAGAAGGAUACUGGUUGGGAUUAAUUGGAACCAAAGGAUCACGAAUGAAUAAGCGGUUGACACACCACAGGAGGUUCGGAAAGAGGCUUGAUUUUCCAUUCCGAUGGGGACCAAGGAUGAUGUGAUCGAUCCAAUAGACUUGAGGUGUUUCUUGUAUUAUUAAUGGAACAGUUACAUUGUAGGUAGCGCAGUCUCUUAUCAUCAGAACGCCGAUUCUUCUCUCA